UUCUUGAACUUGAAAAAGCCUUCUCGAAUACUGUUCCGACUGUGGUUAUGCUUUCCACCUGCCAUCUGUAAGUCCUGGGAGAAGUGUCAUUAAGGUUUUUGCAUAUGUUUCCAGACCAUCUUCUCCAUCAACUGCCUACUGUCAUCACUGUCUUUCUUUUUUGUUAAGGUCGAAACAGAAAUCCAGCGGGUCUCCAGGCAAUUAUGAGAACCUCGUAAAGUCUCCUCCAAAAGAGAAACCUUGGAGAAAGCCAUGAGGAACAAGCUGGAGGGUGAAAUUCGGAGAAUGCAUGACUUCAACAGGGAUCUGAGAGAGCGUCUAGAGACUGCCAACAAGCAGCUUGCAGAGAAGGAGUAUGAGGGAUCAGAGGACACAAGGAAAACCAUCUCUCAGCUCUUUGCAAAAAAUAAAGAAAGCCAACGGGAAAAGGAGAAGCUGGAAGCAGAGCUGGCUACUGCCCGUUCUACCAAUGAGGACCAAAGGAGACACAUUGAAAUCCGAGACCAGGCACUGAGUAAUGCCCAGGCCAAGGUGGUGAAGCUGGAAGAAGAGCUGAAAAAGAAGCAAGUGUAUGUAGAUAAGGUGGAGAAGAUGCAGCAGGCCCUUGUGCAGCUCCAGGCAGCAUGUGAGAAACGUGAGCAGCUGGAGCACCGACUCCGGACACGACUGGAGAGGGAACUGGAAUCCCUCCGACUCCAGCAGCGCCAGGGCAACUCUCAGCCCACCAAUGUUUCAGAAUACAAUGCUGCUGCACUGAUGGAGCUCCUGCGGGAGAAGGAGGAGAGGAUUCUGGCCCUGGAAGCUGAUAUGACAAAGUGGGAGCAGAAGUACUUGGAGGAGAACGUGAUGAGACAUUUUGCUCUGGAUGCUGCUGCAACUGUAGCUGCCCAGAGGGAUACAACAGUCAUCAACCAUUCUCCUAACACCAGCUAUGACACAGCUCUAGAAGCUCGUAUCCAGAAGGAGGAGGAAGAAAUCUUGAUGGCCAAUAAGCGUUGCCUGGACAUGGAGGGCAGGAUUAAGACCCUCCAUGCCCAGAUUAUUGAGAAAGAUGCCAUGAUCAAAGUGCUCCAGCAGCGCUCCCGGAAGGAACCAAGUAAGACA
Molecule: messenger RNA, 1104 nt
Organism: Castor canadensis (American beaver)
Lineage: Eukaryota; Metazoa; Chordata; Mammalia; Rodentia; Castoridae
Source: RefSeq, a predicted model, not a curated record